Messenger RNA from Sciurus carolinensis (gray squirrel), 954 nucleotides. RefSeq names its product transmembrane 4 L six family member 19 (gene Tm4sf19). The transcript has 6 exons. The record is from RefSeq and is a predicted model, not a curated record. Bases 198 to 827 code for a protein of 209 amino acids. Gene Ontology annotation, cellular component: membrane. NCBI's taxonomy places the organism in Eukaryota, Metazoa, Chordata, Mammalia, Rodentia, Sciuridae.
GUUUUGAAAAAAGAAACUCCAGGUCUGUCCCUGCAGAAGAACUAGCUGGGGCUGGAGGAGCAAAAGCCCACUUUGAAGAGGGCAUCCUUGUCCAGAUUCUUUUUCUCCUGUCCUGAUUCUUGCCAGCAGAUCAGGCUCCCAGGGUUCCUCUACCUUGUGGUUCUCUACGUUGUGAUUCUCUUUCCAUCAGUUCCGGGAUGCUGUCCCCUUCCUGCACAAUGGCAUGCUCACGGACCUGCUCCCGCAUCCUGGGGCUGAGCCUCGGAACUGCAGCCCUGUGUGCUGCUGGGGCCAACAUGGCACUCUUCUUUCCCAAUUGGGAUGUGACCUACCUGCUGAGGGGUCUCAUUGGCAGGCAUGCCAUGCUGGGCUCUGGGCUCUGGGGAGGAGGUCUCAUGGUACUCACUGCAGCUACCCUUAUCUCUGUGAUGGGCUGGAGAUAUUGCUGUUUCAGUAAAAGUGUACCCUGUCUAAGUAUGCUUACUGCUCUAUUUUCAAGUGGCUUGGCUUUGCUUGGAGCCUUGAUUUGUUUUAUCACUUCUGGAGUAGCCCUGAAAGAUGGUCCUUUUUGCAUGUUUGAUGUCUCAUUCUUCAAUCAGACACAAGCUUGGAAAUACGGCUACCCAUUCAAAGACCUGCAUAACAGGAAUUAUUUAUAUGACCAUUCUCUCUGGAACUCUGUCUGUCUGGAGCCCUCUAAAGCUGUCGUUUGGCAUGUGUCCUUCUUCUCCAUUCUUCUGUUCGUCAGCCUCCUCCAGCUUCUCCUGGUGGUCAUUCAUUUUAUCAACAGCUUCCUUGGCCUGUUUUGCAGCCUGUGUGAGAAGUGACAGGAACUUCAGACUAAUGUUAUUGUACAACCUGAUAGAGCUUCAAAGGACAGUGUUCUCCAUCCUCUGCCUCAGCUGAGCCAAUCAUCCUCUCCUUCAAUUGUGUAGAUGUACCGUGGAUCUUCCU